UAUAGAUUAUUUAUGACCAUACUUCUCCAGAACCCAAUAACGACAUUAUAUCUUUGUGUCUGUGUUGGUGUUUGUGUUUGAAAGUUUUGAGCUUUGAUCACCAAAUAUCUGGCUCCAAUGGUGUUGAAGACUUCAUUCAAAGGCUUGUUAUUCAUGACAUCAUGCACCUUGGUGGUUUUGAAAGUAACCUUGUUUUUCAUAACAUUUAUUCCUUUAACCUCAAAACUGACGAUACACGACCAUGAUGAUCACAAUUUUGAUAUAAAACCCCCGCUUGCUCAAUCUGCCAAAAGCUUUAAUCCUCACAUCUCAACUCAUCGACAACAUGAGGACGUUGCUCGGAUAUUGCCCCAAGAACAGCCGGCCUCCACCCACGUUGGUGGACUGCAGCCUGGAGAUGGCAAUGAUGGCGGAAAUUCACCGGAGGUGACUGGUCCUCCAUGGCAAAGAGGAAGUGGACAACGUCCCGUGGUAAAUACAAGUCAAGCGGUGGUGCAUGAGGGGGGUCAACUGUUAGCUGGAAGUUCUAACCCCUCAAAAACAGGAAGGGAUGUGAGUGACAUAGAGAUGUACCAUGACAAAGACAUCUUCUUUGAGAACUACAAACAAAUGAACAAAAGUUUAAAAAUCUACAUUUACCCACACCAAAAAACUGAUCCAUUCGCCAACGUCCUAUUGCCCGACACCCGCAAUUCACCAAGUGGCAACUACGCCAGCGAAAGCUUCUUCAAAAUCGCUCUCUCAGCGAGCCACUUCAUUACACAAGAUCCAUCCGAAGCAGACCUCUUUUUCUUGCCUUUUUCCAUUGCAAGUAUGAGACACGACAAAAGAAUCGGAGUCGAUGGCAUUAAAAACUUCAUCAAAGAUUAUAUUUCAACCAUCAGGCACGAGUACCCAUUUUGGAACCGGACAGGUGGUGCCGAUCAUUUCUAUGUUGCAUGUCAUUCUAUUGGAAGGACUGCAAUGGAUAAAGCACCCGAAGUUAGAAUCAACGCGAUUCAAGUUGUUUGUUCUUCAAGUUACUUUUUGCAAGGCUACAAUGCACACAAAGAUGCAUCAAUACCACAAAUAUGGCCAAGACCAGGCGUCACCCCUAUCCGACACCCGUCUGAAAGGGACAUGCUUGCGUUUUAUGCAGGGGCGAUGAAUUCGAGGGUGCGUGAAUCGUUGGUUAGGACAUGGAUGAAUGAUACGGAGAUUGAUGUUCAUAGAAAACGACUUAAAACGCCUUACUCGGAUUCACUACUUGGAAGCAAGUUUUGCAUUCAUGCGAAAGGGUUUGAAGUGAACACGGCUCGUGUAGGUGAUGCAAUCUAUUAUGGAUGUGUUCCUGUUGUGUUGGCGGAUCAUUAUGAACUACCAUUUGCGGAUAUUUUGGAUUGGAGUAGGUUGUCGGUUGUUGUUUCGACGGAAGAUAUUCCAUUUUUGAAGAGGAUACUCAAAGAGAUUGUUGAUUCUUAUGAGUAUGUGAAGUUGCAGAAGAAUGUGUUAAAGGUACAAAACCACUUUCAAUGGCAUCGAAAACCGGUAGAUUUUGAUACGUUUUAUAUGGUGAUGUAUGAGUUAUGGCUAAGGAGAAGUUCUAUUAGGAUUCAUUUAUUCAACGACAACGAGUGAUAUUUGAAAAAUACAGUGUAUUUGAAAUUUUUAAGAGACUAAUAAUUAAAUUGUUUUAAAUAGCCAAGUAGGAUCUUUCAAAA
This is a messenger RNA of Lactuca virosa, 1700 nucleotides long. Lineage: Eukaryota; Viridiplantae; Streptophyta; Magnoliopsida; Asterales; Asteraceae. The record is from the annotation of a GenBank genome assembly.